AUGACGUCGACUGCGAAACCCCGCCGGAGGUCAAGUCGCUUGGGCGCAAAAGGGGCACUAUUAGCUCUUCUCUCUGCCCCUCCGACCGCCAUGGCCGCCUGUCUGUCACUUCAAGGGUCUAAAGCUUGCGCUGCCUUUCAAUCUUCGAGCGUGUCCACGAACGACAGCCAUCUGGUGGGCCUUUUUUAUGCUUCAAACGUCCAGCGGUUUGAUGAACUCCUCACCACCUAUGUUCAAACCGAAUACGCUCAGUUUGCGCAAGCGGAGGCAUAUGUUCUGGCAGACCCUGGUCUUUGCCCAAACCCCGGAGGCAAUGCCCAAUCACAAAUCCGCGCAGACUUUGUUACUUGCUCCUUGCCAGAUAAUUCUUUAUCAAGCCGAAACUGCAUUCCCGGAAUCGCAAAUGAGCCUGAAAACUGCGGAUAUGGCAACAGCACCAUUGGCCUUUGUUCCUAUUGCGCGAAAGGCGGCAUCAACUCAACCGAUACUUGCUGCUAUCAGUCCAAUGCAGAGGCUCGUUGCAAGGAUGUCGUUCUCCCUAGCAUUACGCCCAUCACUCUUCCCACAGUUACAGCAACUACGACCGCAAUCCCGGAGGGCAGCGAAGGAGGAUUGAGUGGCGGUGUGAUUGCUGGUAUCGUCAUCGGCUCGAUCGUGGCCGCAGCCCUCCUUGCUGGUUUGGCAUUCUUCAUCUUUUACCGGCGAAAGCGGAGCGGAAGUCAACAAGGCAGCGUUUUUAACCAACCAUCCCCUGCUCGACAUGGCCCGCCUCCGCCACCGGUGAAGCAAACUAGCAGCGGUCCAGUGAGCUUUGAGAUCUUGCCUGGAGGCAGGGUAGCACGAAUGUCAGCCUUGGAGGGUCAUUCCAGUGAUGGCCCGUCUCGUCACACAGUACGCGACAUUCCGAGUUCUCUACCCGGGACUGCUGGAACAUAUAGAGGCAGCAGAAGACGUGGUGACGACCGCUCUUCUUCCGAUGGAUUUGGCUCGAGUCCCGCAUCAGAACGCGGUAUUUCGGCCGGUAUCCUUCGACCCCCUCCAACUGCGUUGAGGAGGAAUGGCUCCCUUUCCAGCAGUUCAGUGCUAGUUGGCGAUGACGGGCAUUCUCCUAGCAGUGCUGGCAUGUCCUCCCCGCAGGGAAUCGCGAGCCAACAAUCAGAGCAACUCCCGUUCUUCAAAGACUAUUACUCACAAGACGAUAUCCACCCCGGCGACCGCGUUGCGGUUUUGUGGGCAUACCAGCCGCGUGCCCCUGAUGAGUUUUUGCUCGAGCGGGGUGAUAUGCUCAAAGUGAUAGGUAUCUGGGACGAUGGCUGGGCCACAGGCGUCAUGCUGGACGAGAGGGCCGAACAGUGGGAGGCGCGACGGCAGGCGCAGCGCGAUAGUGGAGUUUCCAACACAUCUGGCAGAUUGAACGACAGUCCAAGACCUAUCACCGGGGAAAUAAAGGCAUUCCCGCUGGUUUGCGUUUGUUUGCCGCAGCACUGGAGGAGGACUAUCGAGGGCGAUGGCUCAGUUGAAACCGGAUCAAGCGGCCCACCGUACACAACCACGCACAGUUAA
This is a messenger RNA of Thermochaetoides thermophila DSM 1495, 1563 nucleotides long. RefSeq lists its product as uncharacterized. The coding region runs from base 1 to 1563 and encodes 520 amino acids. Gene Ontology annotation, molecular function: protein binding. The transcript has 3 exons. The record is from RefSeq and is a predicted model, not a curated record. NCBI's taxonomy places the organism in Eukaryota, Fungi, Ascomycota, Sordariomycetes, Sordariales, Chaetomiaceae.